AUGUCACUCGUCCUCAUCCUUCUGGUCACGCUCUUCGGGUCAGCUUUCGUCAAUGCUACUUGCUCGGCUGGUCUGAAAGUCUGCGGCACAGGCUGCGUCAAUCCUGCUGCUGGCGAAGAUUGCUGUGAGUCAAACGGAGUCUUCUCGGUCUGCCCUGCCCCAACCGGUUCCAUUGCGACCACCACAAGCACCUUCACUACUUCUACUCUUCUCACCACUGCUACGCUCGAGACUGUCACCUACACUGCCACCUCUACCGCCUCGGCUGGCUACUCCGGUCCGGCCUCUCUCCCAUCCACUGAUGUUGCUGGAGCAUCGACAGCUUCGGGCACAUGUGUCAUCUCGACAACCACAGUCAUCGUUACCAGCUCCUUCACUAUCGCUACGCCUCCUCCGGUCACCGUCUCAGUCUCCGUUCCAUUCACUACUACUGUUGUUGGCAGCAGCUCUAGUCUGUCCACAUCUCUCAACAUCACAGAAUCAUGGACUAUUCCUACGAGUGCAGUCACUAGCCCUGCCUCGUCCACUAUUACACCUGGCUACGGCAGCAACACCACCUCUUUCACUCCGCCAACCCCUGCCCCACCAGUCCCUGCCACAACCAGUCCGUCCAGUGUGUCCGGUGCGACUACCACUGCAACUAGUGGAAAGCUCACCACCACCACCAGUGUAACGCCGUCGACUUACACUCCCAGUAAUGGUGCGAGCGAGCCCACUGUCGGCGCCUUGCUGGCUGUCGUGGUCGCUGUGGCUGCCAUGAUGAUCUGA
Messenger RNA from Cyphellophora attinorum, 768 nucleotides. RefSeq lists its product as uncharacterized. The transcript is spliced from 2 exons. Bases 1 to 768 code for a protein of 255 amino acids. The record is from RefSeq and is a predicted model, not a curated record. NCBI's taxonomy places the organism in Eukaryota, Fungi, Ascomycota, Eurotiomycetes, Chaetothyriales, Cyphellophoraceae.